Molecule: messenger RNA, 2082 nt
Organism: Cordyceps fumosorosea ARSEF 2679
Lineage: Eukaryota; Fungi; Ascomycota; Sordariomycetes; Hypocreales; Cordycipitaceae
Product: Endonuclease/exonuclease/phosphatase
Exons: 2
Coding region: 1-2082 (693 amino acids)
Biological process (GO): nuclear-transcribed mRNA poly(A) tail shortening
Cellular component (GO): cytoplasm; CCR4-NOT complex; nucleus
Molecular function (GO): poly(A)-specific ribonuclease activity; protein binding
Source: RefSeq, a predicted model, not a curated record
AUGUACUCGCAGAAUCAUCAGCAGGGCCACGGUGCCCGGCUGAAUGGUGCCGGCCGAGGAAUGCCCGGCAGCAUGCUCUACAGCUACCAGCAUGCGCAGCACCAACACCCUUCGCAGGCUCAGCAUCACCAGGGCCUGCAACACGACCACGGGAACGGCCUCGGACAUCACACCUCCUUCCCCUCCGGCCUCCUCUCCUCGGCCCAGUUUAACCCGGGCCUGCAAAAUGGUCACUCUGCGUCUCGUGCGGGCCCUGUACCGCAGAAUGAGAUGUGGGCCGAGCAGCUGCGUCUGCAAAAGGAGGCCGAACGAGCACACGCUACCAUGACGGAGCAUCACCAACCCCACUACUACGCGCGACUAAAAGCCUCGGAAAAUAAGGGUAUAGGUGGCCCGCCACCGUCCAGUGCUAAGGCGCAGACCGACGGCGAAACCGAUGCUGAUAGACGGAGACCAUGGGAUUCCAGUAAAGAGCAGCGACAGGACUGGCACAACAUGGAUAUGAGUGGUCAAGGCCUCCGCAAUCUGUCCACCGACCUAUUCCGCUACACGUUCCUGUGUGAGCUCUACAUCGCCUCCAACAAGCUCUCCAGGCUACCCAAGCAAAUCGGUGAACUCCGCCAACUGAAACACCUCGACGUAUCCUACAACCAGUUGACCGAGCUUCCGCCAGAGCUGGGCAUGUGUACAUCUCUGAAGCAGCUCCUGUUGUUCAACAAUAACGUUGCAGACCUGCCGUAUGAGCUGGGGUCCCUGUAUGCGCUGGACGUCCUAGGAAUUGAAGGCAACCCUCUGGAGCCCAAUCUCAAGCAGGAGAUCAUGGACAAGGGUACACGGAGCCUUAUAACCGCUUUCAGAGAGAAUGCCCCAGUCCCCCCCGAACCCGAGCCGCGCAAACAGAUUGUCCUGCAAGAGGAUGUUUUGGCUAGCCUCGAGCGAGUCAAGGUGUUCUCAUGGAACAUCUUGUGCGACAAGUAUGCUACAGCGCAGCAAUACGGUUACACACCUAGCAAAGCUCUGGAGUGGGAAUAUCGUCUUGAUUGCAUUCUCAAGGAAAUCCGCUUCCGCGAAGCAGACUUUGUGGCCCUGCAAGAGGUUUCUGGUGAAGCGUUUAGGGACGAGCUCAGCCCCCAGCUAGCCCAGAAUGACUACCGGGGCAUUUACUGGCCGAAGACGCGAUCGAAGACCAUGUCCGAAAAAGAUGCACUACAGGUUGAUGGAUGUGCUGUCUUUUACAACCAGAGCAAGUACGUGGUACUGGACAAGCAAGGAAUCGAGUUUGCGUCGAUUGCCAUCAACCGACCCGACAUGAUGAAAGGGCACGACGUGUUCAACCGCGUGAUGCCCAAGGACAACAUUGCUCUGAUGACCUUUUUCGAGUCUCGCGAGACCGGGGCGCGGGUUAUCCUUGUCAACGUGCACCUGACAUGGGAGACUAGCUUGGCCGAUGUCAAGGUUGUCCAGACUGGUAUACUCAUGGAGCAGAUUACAAAGAUGGCAGAAAAGUAUUCCAGCUGGCCGCCUGUCAAGGAUAAACGGUUGAUUGUUGUACCCAGCGAGGAGGGCAGCGAACCGGCGCCCCCACAGCCCGAACCCGGCCCGAGCCAGGAGUAUCGCUCCAACACAGAGAUUCCUCUGAUUGUGUGCGGCGAUUUCAACUCGACGGAAGACUCGUCCGUCUUUGAGCUCAUGUCCACGGGCCGUGUGUCCCCUGAGCACAAAGAUCUGUCCAUGUACCAAUACGGAAGCUUCACUCGCGAUGGUAUCCAGCAUCCUUUCAGCCUGCGUGAUGCGUAUUCCUCGACGAGAGGGACCGCCGAUGAGAUGCCGUUCACCAACUACACACCUGGCUUCUCCGGCGUCAUCGACUACAUCUGGUACUCGACCAACACGCUAGAGGUUGUCGAGGUCCUCGGUGCUAUGAACAGCGCGGAACUGGAGCGGAUCCCGGCAUUUCCCAACUGGUGGUUCCCUGCCGACCACAUUCAAAUUAUGGCCGACUUUGUCAUCAAGGGCCGUAAGGAGAAGAAGCAGAGCAACCAGGAUCGUGAGCACAGCAUCAGCAGCUCACGGCGCUCUUAA